UGAAAAAAAGUGUUAACACUGUGAAUGUGAACAUCUGUGUGUUUUGCAGGUGACCAGGGCAGAUGUGGAUGUGCAGCCGUACGCCUUCACCACUAAGUCUCUUUUUGUAGGUCACAUGGACUACAGAUAUCUGCGCUGGCAGGUAGUGGACACCCCGGGGAUCCUGGACCACCCUCUGGAGGAGAGGAACACCAUCGAGAUGCAGGCCAUCACUGCCCUGGCUCACCUGCGCGCCGCUGUGCUCUACGUGAUGGAUCUGUCCGAGCAGUGCGGACACACACUCAGCCAGCAGGUGGAGCUCUUCAACAACAUCCGCCCGCUCUUUGCCAACAAGCCUCUCAUUGUUGUGGCCAACAAAUGUGAUGUGAAGAAGAUCAGUGAGCUGACAGAGGAAAACCAGAAAAUCUUUUCUGACCUGGUGUCUGAUGGGAUUCCUGUGAUCGAGAGCAGCACUCUGACAGAAGAGGGCGUCAUGCAGGUCAAGACUGAGGCGUGUGACCGGCUCCUGGCUCACCGAGUCGACGCAAAGAUGAAGACGAAGAAGGUCCAUGACGUGCUGAACCGCCUGCACCUGGCCAUGCCCAACAAGAGGGACGAGAAGGAAAGACCUCCGUUCAUCCCAGAGGGGGCGCUCCAGAGGAAGAAGGCCAUGGAGGUGGACCAACCCAAACGCAAAACGGAGCGCGACUUGGAGCUGGAGAUGGGAGACGACUACGUUCUGGAUCUGCAGAAGUACUGGGACCUGAUGAACAGCGAGGAGAAGCAGGACAAGAUCCCCGAGGUGUGGGAGGGACACAACAUCGCAGACUACAUCGACCCAGAUAUCAUGAAGAAACUGGAGGAUCUGGAGCGGGAGGAGGAGCUGCGAGAGCGCGCCGGAGAGUACGACUCGGACGAGGACAGUGAGGACGAGGAAAUGCAGGAGAUCCGCGUCCUGGCCAAGCAGAUCAAAGACAAGAAACAGUUGAUGGUCCUGGAGUCCAAGGAGAAGGACAAGCACGGGCCCCGCAUGCCCCGCACAGCCACCAAGGUGGAGAGGAAGCAGCUGGAGAAGGAGAUGGGCUCUCUGGGUCUGGACAUGGACGAUAAGGACGACAGUCACUACGCGCAGCAGGCCCGACGCUCUCGCAGUCUGGUGAAGAAACGCAAACGCGAGGCCUCCGCUCCCCCCACCUCCAGAACCCGCAGCCAGAGCGCGUCCAGACCUCCACGGGACAAGUCUGGACUCAGAGAUCCCAAGAUGAUGAAGAAGGCCAAGACCAUGAUGAAGAACUCUCAGAAGGGCAUGAACCGACAGGGAAAGAAGGGCGAGUCCGACCGACACGUGUUUGACCUCAAACCCAAACACCUGCUCGCCGGGAAGAGGAAGUCUGGCAGCACGGACCGCAGAUAAACCCCACCUCGACACCUGAGAACAUCUAUGGACGCCUGUGAACUGUGUGUGCGUGAGCAGAAAGGAAAAGUCUGCUGCAGGAGUUGGCCUGGAACACUGCAGACUAAACAGCUAGAAGGUCUUUAUAUGUGCUUCUACAGCAAUUUAUUGUUGUCCUCGUGUAAGACGAUCACAAAAUGAAAAUAUGUCCGCAAAAAAUGGUCCAUGACAAAACAAAUGUAUACGAUGUUGUGACAGGCCUGGUUGAGAGUCUGGAUUUCUGGUUCUCUGCCUUAUUCUAACAUGAAAGAUGACUCUCUCGUCAAUGAAUAUAAAUAUUAAAUGGUUGUCAUUUUUUUCAGAAUGCCUCAUAUUCUACAAAAUAUAAAAAUAUAUGAAAAUA
Molecule: messenger RNA, 1775 nt
Organism: Boleophthalmus pectinirostris (great blue-spotted mudskipper)
Lineage: Eukaryota; Metazoa; Chordata; Actinopteri; Gobiiformes; Gobiidae
Product: GTP-binding protein 4-like
Exons: 12
Coding region: 116-1393 (425 amino acids)
Biological process (GO): ribosomal large subunit biogenesis
Cellular component (GO): nucleolus
Molecular function (GO): RNA binding; GTP binding; GTPase activity
Source: RefSeq, a predicted model, not a curated record